Messenger RNA from Chaetomium strumarium, 486 nucleotides. RefSeq lists its product as uncharacterized. NCBI's taxonomy places the organism in Eukaryota, Fungi, Ascomycota, Sordariomycetes, Sordariales, Chaetomiaceae. The record is from RefSeq and is a predicted model, not a curated record. The transcript has a single exon. Gene Ontology annotation, cellular component: intracellular membrane-bounded organelle. Bases 1 to 486 code for a protein of 161 amino acids. Gene Ontology annotation, biological process: vacuolar protein processing.
AUGGCCCAAAAAGCGCGCAAAGACAGGGCCAAAUCAAACUCGGCGGCUCUCAAUAACCUCCACAUAGGGUCGCUCAUCGUUAAUGGACUUUUCCUGCUGCUGCACCUCGUCUUCAGAUCGCGCUCCCUCCUGCUGUGGUUCAUUCUCUCGCUUCCCAGCUUCCUCUGCCAAUUCACGCUAGAACGCACCGGACGUCCCAGCUAUGAUCCCGAGACAAAAGCACUCAAAUCGUCGGGUGAGGACCUCGCCGCUCCCGGACUGACCGAGUAUAUGUUCGACGUCAUUUGGGUGACCUGGGCUACUGCGCUUCUUGUGGCGUUAUUCGGCAACUGGGCAUGGUUCUUGUGGAGCGUGGUCCCCGCGUAUGGCGCGUACAAAGCUUUCGGCAUGAUGGGCGCCGCGAAGCAAAUGGCACAGAUAGGAGCCGGAGCUGGCGCGAACGCUCCUCCUCCAGCCGGCAAUCGAAAGCAGCGACGAGCAGCAUAA